CGAUCUUUCUAAUUCACACUCACACAGGCGAAGUAUAGCAGACGUUGAAGUUUGCGUGGAAAUCCUGGAAUUGUGAGCCAAGAAUAACCUUGACAUUUCAUCUAAACUUCUGAGAGCAAGCUAACUUUGUCAGUAAACCAAUCAUGGCAACCAAACGACCAAGAAAUGAUGUAAAUGACGAGAAAAAUGGUGCCUUUCCCGAGCCGUAUUUCACCCCGUUUCCUCAUUUUGGUACAGAUGCGAUCCACGCGGGCCAGGACCCCGAGCAGUGGGCGUCCAACGCCGUAGUGCCGCUGAUCUCACUUUCUACAACUUUCAAGCAAGAGGCACCCGGUGUAAUGCCAGGAGGUUAUGAAUACUCAAGAGGAGGAAACCCAACAAGGACAGUCCUGGAGAAAUGUGUGGCAGCCAUUGAAGGGGCUAAACAUGCUCUUGCUUUCAGCUCUGGUCUUGGUGCCACCAUGGCAAUCUGCCACCUGUUGAAAACCGGUGAUCAUCUCAUCGCUAUGGAUGACAUCUACGGGGGAACCAACCGUUACUUCCAGAAGGUCCUCUCUAACUUUGGCGUCCAGGCAACCUUUGUGGAUGCCCGCUACCCUGAGAAGGUGGCAGAAGCCAUGCAAGAAAACACCAAGCUUGUCUGGGUGGAGACACCAACCAACCCUACCUUGAAGCUUGUUGAUAUCGCAGCAGUCAGCGCUAUCGCUCACAGUCAACCUGGUGUCGUCCUUGUAGCAGACAACACCUUCAGUUCACCUUAUUUCCAAAGGGGACUUGAUCUGGGAGCUGAUAUUGUAAUGUAUUCAGCAACCAAGUACAUGAAUGGACAUUCCGAUGUAGUGAUGGGUCUAGUUGCGUGCAAUGAUGAUGAACUUCACAAGAAACUUCACUUCCAGCUCUAUGCUGCCGGGAGCUGUCCGUCACCUUUUGACUGUUUCCUGGUGAACAGAGGGUUGAAGACGCUUCACAUCAGGAUGAAACAGCAUUAUAAGAAUGGUCUAGCUGUCGCUACAUACCUGGAGAGCAAUCCAAGGGUCCGUAAAGUCAUCUAUCCAGGUCUUCCAAGCCAUCCACAGCAUGAUAUCUUUAAGAAGCAGAUGAAGGGCUUCGGAGGCAUGGUGACCUUCUAUCUUCAAGGUGACCUUGAGAACUCAAAGACAUUCCUCCAGAGUGUCAAGGUCUUCACGCUGGCAGAGAGUCUUGGGGGAUACGAGUCACUUGCUGAACUACCUGGAGUCAUGACCCAUGCCUCUGUGCCCCCUGAACAGCGAAAGGUACUUGGUAUAGACAACAGUCUUAUCAGGCUUUCUGUCGGACUAGAGGACACUGAAGACCUCAUCCAGGAUCUGGAACAAGCUCUCAAGAAAGCUGUACCACUAUAGAUAUUGCCCUUUUGUGAGAGAGGUGACAUACCUUGUGUAAAGUAGACUCUAUUGUAAAUUAUUUGUUUUCUUUCAUUUCGAAACUAUCAUGGUUGUAAUCUUGAUUUAAACGGGAAGCGAACUAACCAACAAUGUGUGAAGUCUCUCAUUGACUGUGUCUUGUAAAUAGCUAGUCUUGAAUUAUACACGAGAGAUAAUAACAAUUAAUACAGAAAAUAAAUUAGCCUACAUAUAUUAUUUCACUGUGGUAUUGAAAAAAUACUGUUUUUGAGAGUAAAGGUACCCGUUUUGCUACAUGGUAACAUAAAAGUUGCAAUAUGAAUAUAUCAACAUAAAUCGGUGUGUUAUCAUUCGAGUGGGAGUUGUGGGACUAUAUAUCAAGAAUGCACUGUUUAGAAUGUUGCAUUAUGGGUAAUAAACCUGGGAGUGUGUCACAAAGAUUUAAGUAUGGCUUAAAUCGCAC
Messenger RNA from Lytechinus variegatus (green sea urchin), 1845 nucleotides. RefSeq names its product cystathionine gamma-lyase-like. Gene Ontology annotation, cellular component: cytoplasm. The coding region runs from base 144 to 1382 and encodes 412 amino acids. Gene Ontology annotation, biological process: transsulfuration. Gene Ontology annotation, molecular function: pyridoxal phosphate binding; cystathionine gamma-lyase activity. The transcript has 9 exons. The record is from RefSeq and is a predicted model, not a curated record. Lineage: Eukaryota; Metazoa; Echinodermata; Echinoidea; Temnopleuroida; Toxopneustidae.